AAAGGAGAUAUUAUUACCUCUCCCCUCCCUGGACAGAAAGGUGAUCCGGGAUUUCCAGGUCCACCCGGAAUUCCAGGCUCUGCAGGUCCCUCUGGUGUAGAUGGUCCAGUUGGUCCUCCUGGACCCCCAGGUUUGACGGGUCCUCCUGGUCCCCCUGGAUUGCCGGGUCCUAAGGGCAAUAUGGGCUUGAAUUUCCAAGGACCCAAAGGAGAAAAAGGUGAACAGGGACUUCAAGGACCCCCAGGGCCACCAGGACAGAUUGGCGAACAGAAGAGAAUCAAUGAUGUAGAAUUUCAAAAAGGAGAUCAGGGUGAUACAGGUGACCCGGGCCCCCCAGGAUCCCCAGGGUCUCCCGGGCCUCCUGGCCCUCCUGGCGGUGGAAAAGGUGAAAAAGGUGAGCAAGGAGAACCAGGCAAAAGAGUAAGUAACUUCUUAGAACCCAAUAUUUACCUUUCCAAACCAUUUGAUCGGCUUUGUGAGCGAGGACCUCCUGGCCCUCAAGGAAAGGGCGGAGAACAAGGUUUUCCGGGGGAAAGAGGCCAGAAAGGAUACAAUAACUGUACUUAUGCUGUGUCCUUGUUCAUGCUUAAAUUGGCCUCUAGAAGCCUGGUGCUCUCUAG
Thamnophis sirtalis is the source of this 620-nucleotide messenger RNA. The record is from RefSeq and is a predicted model, not a curated record. NCBI's taxonomy places the organism in Eukaryota, Metazoa, Chordata, Lepidosauria, Squamata, Natricidae.